Trichomycterus rosablanca is the source of this 3782-nucleotide messenger RNA. It is a transcript of the gene rnf40, whose product is annotated as ring finger protein 40. Gene Ontology annotation, molecular function: ubiquitin protein ligase activity; metal ion binding. Bases 7 to 3024 code for a protein of 1005 amino acids. Lineage: Eukaryota; Metazoa; Chordata; Actinopteri; Siluriformes; Trichomycteridae. Gene Ontology annotation, cellular component: nucleus; HULC complex. The record is from RefSeq and is a predicted model, not a curated record. The transcript has 19 exons.
GAAACAAUGUCUGGAACAGGAGGAAAGCGUUCCUCUGGAGGGGAUAGCCCUCCAGGGCCACCUGAAAAGAAAAUGAAAAAAGAGGAGAAGACUACGACCACUCUUAUUGAGCCCAUUCGUAUUGGAGGAGUUUCUUCCACGGAGGAAAUGGACAUGAAGGUCAUUCAGUUCAAAAACAAGAAGCUGUUUGAGCGCCUUGAGCAGAAACAGGCAAUUGAAGAUGAGCUUAGAGAGAAAAUUGAGAAGCUUGAAAAACGACAGGCGACUGAUGAUGCGACACUUCUAAUUGUCAACCGUUACUGGACUCAGCUGGAGACACAUGUUCAAGAACUGCUGCAACGGGUAGAACCUGAGGGAGCUCCAGUGCCUGUGCAGGCCCCUAUUAGUCCUCCAACCUCUGCUGCCGAUCCUGGUCCGGAUCCCUCACCUGCCCCUGCUCCUGACAUUUCUGCUUCUUUGAAAACUACAGUGGAAGGAAAGGAUGGCCUUCCUCAGCCUCCACCACCAACAGAGGAGGAGGAGAAGGAAGAAAAGCAGCAACCUGAGCAGGAUGUUCAGGAUCAGGAGCAACACCAGCAGCCUGAUGCAGUGCAGAAGCCUCCUGAGGGACCAAAAGAGGAUGCAGUUCCUGCCCCUCUUCCACUCCCCCCACUGAGUGAAAGUGCAAAGGCCUUCCUCUCUACACUGGAUAACAGCAGUGAGGAAGAGCUCAGCUUGCAGCUCCAGGACAGGAUGCAGUUCAGCAAGGGUGCAGUGGCCAGCAUCGUCUGCAUCUUUGACCGGCUGCACAGCAGCAUUCAAGAUCUGUGUACUCGUGUUCAAGCAGCAGUAUGUGAGGAUGACAUGCAACGAGAGACUAUUGCCACAAAUCGCACCCUGCUAGAGGAGAGCAACAAACUACAAGAUCUUGCUUCCUCGCUACAAGGCAGACACCACAAAAUGUCACUGGAGUAUAAUGAAUUGGUUGACAAAGUGACUAGCUCUGAGACAAAAGUGUCUGAGAUGGAGACUGCUGUGGAGGACCUGCAGUGGGACAUCGAGAAACUUCGGAAGAGAGAGCAAAAGCUCAAUAAGCACCUAGCAGAGGCUCUUGAGCAGCUAAAUUCAGGCUACUACACUUCUGGUAGGUCUGGUGGACUAACUGGUGGUCAGAUUACUCUCAACAUACAGAAGUUUGAGUCGCUGAAUGCAGAGUUGGAGCAGAAUCAGGAGUUAGCUAAUAGUCGCAUGGCAGAACUGGAGAAACUGCAACAGGAGCUUCAGGAGGCUGUGCGGGAAAAUGAGAAACUUAAGAUUGACAUUCGGAAUGUCCCAGAGGAGGUGGUGAAGGAAACGACAGAGUACAAGUGUCUCCAGUCUCAGUUCUCUCUGCUGUACAACGAGUCUCUAGGAGUGAAGACCCAGCUGGACGAAGCCCGGGCUCUGUUACUUACUGCCAAAAAUGCUCACCUGCGUCAGAUAGAACACAUGGAGAGUGACGAGCUGUCUCUGCAGAAGAAGUUGCGGACCGAGGUCAUCCAGUUAGAGGACACGCUAGCCCAGGUGCGCAAGGAAUAUGAGAUGCUUCGGAUAGAGUUUGAACAAAACCUGGCAGCCAAUGAGCAAGCAGGCCCAAUAAACAGAGAAAUGAGGCACCUUAUUAGCAGUCUUCAGAACCAUAACCACCAGCUCAAGGGUGAUGUGCAGAGAUACAAGAGGAAGUUGCGUGAGACCCAAAUGGAAAUUAACAAGCUCAAGUGCCAGAGUGGAGACACCAGCAGUAUGUUAAGUAUGGAAGAGAGUGCAAGUGAUGGAGGACUAGAAGUAAAAAAAGAGGAAGAUGAAGACCAAGACGAGGAGGAGGAGAGAAGGCGUGAGUUGGAGAGGCAACGAGCACGUGAGCGAGAGAGAGAGGCGGAACGAGAGAGGGAGAGGGAGCGAGAGCGGGAAAGGCUGCGCAAUGAGGAGAUGAAAAGGAAAGACUCGGACACCCUAAAGAUGCUCAGGACAGAGCUCAAGAAAGCUCAGGAGUCUCAGAAGGAGAUGAAGCUGCUGCUCGACAUGUACAAGUCUGCACCAAAAGAACAGAGAGACAAAGUGCAGCUCAUGGCAGCUGAAAGGAAGUCUAAAGCAGAGGUGGAUGAGUUGAGACAGCGGGUUCGGGAACUGGAGGAGAGAGAAAGGAAGGAGAGUAAGAAGCUGGCUGAUGAAGAUGCUCUGAGGAAGCUUCGAGUGGCGGAAGAGACCAUUGAGCACCUGCAAAAAAAGCUGACUGCCACCAAGCAGGAGGAGGAAGCCUUGCUAAGUGAGAUGGACGUGACAGGACAGGCGUUCGAGGACAUGCAAGAGCAAAAUAGUCGGCUAAUGCAGCAGCUGCGUGAGAAAGAUGAUGCCAACUUCAAACUGAUGAGUGAGAGGAUCAAAUCUAACCAGAUAUACAAGCUGCUAAGAGAAGAGAAAGAAGAACUGGCUGACCAGGUGCUUACUUUCAAAACCCAGGUUGAUGCUCAGUUGCUGGUAGUGCAGAAACUGGAGGAAAAAGAGGGCAUCCUUCAAAGCUCCCUUUCAUCUUUGGAAAAAGAGCUAGCAGUACGCACACAAGGUCUAGAACUCAAUAAGCGCAAAGCAGUGGAAGCAGCUCAGCUAGCUGAAGACCAGAAGGUGCAGUUAGAACACACUCAGGCCAAACUGAGGGAGAUCCAAGCCUCAGUGCUGGAAAACCGAAGUGCACGCGAGAGAGAGAGUGGCAAUCUCAAACGCGCACAGGAAGACCUGUCAAGACUUCGCAGAAAGCUGGAGAAGCAGAAGAAGGUGGAGAUGUACACUGAUGCUGAUGAGAUCCUACAGGAGGAAAUUAAUCAGUAUAAGGCUAAGCUGCGCUGUCCGUGUUGUAAUACCCGAGACAAGGAGACCGUACUUACCAAGUGCUUCCAUGUCUUCUGCUACGAGUGCUUAAAAACCCGCUAUGACACACGUCAGAGGAAGUGUCCAAAGUGCAAUGCUGCUUUCGGGGCCAAUGACUUCCAUCGCAUUUACAUCACCUAGGUCCAGAAUGAAAUUGACACCUAUAUGAACAGUAAAACAAUGGGAAGUGAUUGUCAGAGCAACGAGUAUGUGUUUUGUGCAGUGAUAUUCUGCUCAGAGGGCCACUUCCAGAAGAUAUGUUGGUGCUAGUGACCAAAUGGACAAGUAUGCAGACUGAAGUGGUGAUGAAGUGGGUGAAGAUCGUAGCUAACAGCACACAACCAGUGCUUGUUAACGGCUGAUUUAUCUAAACUUCUAGGUUGUUGCACUUGUUUUCUAAUCCUGUAAGUUGUUCUGUAACUUAGUGUUUUUACUUGCAUUCGCUUUAUGAAUAUGUAGUGAAUUUCACAGUCCCUGCACACCACUUUGUUUCUUAAACUUAACUGUCGCUUGUGUAAUUUGGUGCAGAUAUUUUGACAAAAAAGAAAAGUGUGAAUUUUUGUUGGUUUUUUUUUAUUGUGGAACUUGUGCAUCCAAACCAGAACAGUGCAGUAACUGCAUUUAUACUAUAAUGUUUAAUGGAAACUAUUUAAAGAACAACCAUCAUGAACAGACUGGACCAACUGAACAGUUUUACUCUGGUGUAAGUUCUUGCCCAGAGAAAUAAUAUUACAUUCUUUCUGUGACUGUCGUUGCUGUGUGUUAAUACUAAAACCUUACAUCUUAUUCUGGAACGCAUAGCAUUGAACAUGUGUGACUACAUCUGUGUUGGAAAGGAAUCCUAUCGACAAAUAAUUUAAGGAAUAAACACCAUAAAUCUGUAUACUUUAGUUUCACAA